AUGGGCGCGUCGUUUAUGCGGUUCGUAUCUUCUGGGAUUACGCAGCGGUUCGGUUCGGUUCAGUUUGUGCCGGCGAGCGGCGUGAACAGCACCGGCACCUGCAGGAACCAAAGCGUCAGCGACGUCUUUGAUGCCAUGAGCAGCAUUGCGGCGAGCGGCAUGAGGAUCAAUGGCUACGCUGCAUCUACGGCAGGCGUUCUGUCCAAAGGCCUCGCGCUGGCAGAUGGCAGUGGCAUGGCGGCGGUGUCCUGCUCGAUUCCCAAGCAGUUCUCUCCGUUUUCAUCUGUGGACCUUGCUGCGGAUCCCAUCCCCACUCGAGCGGCCACCAGGAAGACCGGCUGGCAAGCGACGGAAGCCAUUGCUCCGCUCUGGCUGGAGCCCGGCCAGUACCCGGUGACGCAGGACACAGAAGCAACCACCACGCAGGAGAUCGGCCCACCGAUCGAGCAACAUUUCGAUCGCAACCUGCGCAUGGCAGUCUCUUUCAAUGGCCCGGAUGGGGACUUCUACACCGCGGGCUCGGUGUCCUCAAGCCCCUUCUCGCUGCCCUACGAGGUGAAGCGGAGAUAUGGCUGGGCCGGGGGCCAACGAGUGCGCCUGAUGGGUCUCGCCUGGCCGGAGGGCGCGGAAUUGGAAGUGAGCCUGAUCUUUGCCUUUGAAGAGCGGGACGUUUUCAGCGACUGCGAGCGCAGUUCCCGGGAAGCCGAGUGUGUGGUGCCGACGCCCAGCUCGACAGAUGGCAUGGAGGUGGCUUUGAAGAUGAGGACAGUUCUGAAUGGAGAGAUUGCGUUCUACGACUUGGGUCUUACGUACACGUACAUGGCUGUCCCAACUGUGCUGUUUUCCAUUCCGGCGCGAGCCUCGCUUGACGGGACGACUUGGCUGGAAGUAUUUGGAGGCCCUUUCGACGCGCGGGUGGAGUACUUCUGUACCUUUGUGGCGCCUUUGGCGUCGCACCUGCCCAAGGUGAGUGAGGAGCCUGCCAGGUUCCUCAACUCUUCCACGCUGCUUUGCCAGCCGCCCAAGAUCCUGUUGCCCACCAUGUGCAGCUUGACCUUGAGCUCUGACCGCGAGAUGACCAACUUGGGCAUCGGCCACGCCGCCUUCGAGUUUGCAGAGCCAGAGGUGGAGGUUGCUUCGGAGUACCGCGAGCCGCUCUUGGAGUCUGAGCAGCUGGUGCCGAUGAUCACCGCGCUCACGCCUUUGGAAGGCCAGGAAGGCUGGGACACCGACCUGCGCCUGUUCGGCGAGAACUUCCGCGCAGGCUGCAGGUGUUCAUUCAUCCUGGAGGAGCCAGACGAAUGGGAUGCCAGCAGCGCUUCCUUUGCGGAAGCCACAGUGAUCAAUAGCAGCCUCAUGCACUGUGCUGGCCUAGACUUCCCCAGCUUCGCAGUGGCAGCCUUCUGCCCGCCGAAGCUGUCUUCCAACUACAUGUGGCUGCACAGGCCUCCUCCGACUUACUUUGUGCCCUUCUCCAUUUGGCCGGAGAACGCCAGCUUUCCUGAGGUGGCCUCUCUGGCUAUCCCCAGCUCAGUACGCUUCCAGUCGCCUGCCUACAACAUCUCCACCUAUAACCCCGGGGUACGCAUUCAGCGCAUUGCGCCUCGGAACUACCUGCCCUUCGUGGAGUCCCAGACCAGCCAGAGGUAUUUCACCAUCCUCCACGUCGAAGGGCUGCUCCCCAAAGAUGAUGCGACGCCAAGUGACACAGGCUUCACCCCGAACCACUGCGAGGUGCGCUUUGGGGAUGUGCCGGCGGAAACCAUGGUCAAGAACUCAACGUUCGUGGAGGCCAUCAUCCCGGAAGCCUUCACCAACCAAACAGUGCCCCUUCACAUCUUCUGCGGUGAGCCAAUGCAGCAGGUGACGUACGCUCAGACCUGGAUGUUCCGCUACACUUUUUUGCCGGAGCUUUUCGGGGUAAGCCCGGAGGAGGUCGAAGCACAGAGCCACGAGUGGCUCACUCUCCAUGGCCGCUUCUUCGAAGACUUUCCAGGCCGUGCUUGCCUCAUGGGCAAUGAGCUGGUGCUCGGCGUCAAGGUUCGUGUGGUGAGCUCCGAGAUGGUGAUGUGUCGUGUGCCACUCUGGCAACAGGAUGCUCCCAACCUCACGGUGGCCUUCUCCAACGAUGGCCAGUUCUUCUCCAAGGAGACGGUGAUCCUCAACACCUGGGCCCGCAUUCGGAUCAUGGCCUUUGAGCCUAGCUUUGUUUACCUCGGGGAUAUGGCCAACAUCACGGUGCUGGGCCGAAACUUCCGCAGCGGUCUGCAGUGCUUGUUCAAUGACUAUGCUCGGGUGGAGCCGGUUCUGCUUUGGCACACGCAGCUGCGCUGCAUCAUCCCGCCAGACUUCCUGCAUUUGGGCAUCGGCAACGUCAGCCUGCGCCUGAUCAUGCGAGAAGACCAUGCCCGGGAGGGCAAGUACGCUUUGGAGGAGAAGGAGUUCUUCAUCGCGCUCAGGGAGCGACCUCCAGAGCCCAUUGUCCCGUUGCUGCGGCCGCCGGAUGAAGAGGAGGAGCUGCACAGCACAGAAUUCCAGCGGUAUACGGGCAAGCUUCCGCCGGCCAACGAGUCCGGCUUAAUACCACUGGUCCCAGCGGAGGAGCCGCCUGGGUUAUUCUGGUGGCCGUCGACACUCUCCAUUGGCAAUCAAACCACAAGCUUUUCGCGCAUCACCAUCUCCCCGCAGCGUGGGCCCCUGGACGGCAUCGACGUGAUCCUGCGCACGGAUGGUUUCUACCUCCCGCCCUACGCGCGGUGCCGGUGCCGCUUCGGAGAUGUCCAGGUACCUGCAUACUGCGUGGCGCGACGGCAGCAGGUUCAAUGCAGGGCACCGGCUGUCACCGGCGAGCAGACCGUGUUGGCCCAGUUCUCAAUCAACGAUGGCGCGGAUUGGAGCCCAGGGGCCCCAUUCUCCUUCUAUGCGCCGCCCUUGUUCGCGGCCCUGCAGCCGCCCUUGGGAUCUUUGCUCGGCGGGAACAAUGUGUCGAUCUACGUCUUCCAAUUCCCAACCGACGACUCGGUGCCUUCCUUCUGUCGCUGGCAAGGCACCUUUGCGGUUCCCAUCACCAUCGGGGGCCCGGACCACAUCACUUGCCCUGUGCCGGCCCACAGCGCCUUUGCGCCCUUCAGCCGGGAGGGGGACGAUAUGCCGCUCACGCUGGAGGUGAGCUUCGCAGGGAUCCCCCCGGUGUGGAUACCGCUGCCACGAAGUUUGCACUUCAGGCAGCACAACAUUCCUGUGCGGAAGACCCAGGAGCUUUUUGUGGCUCCCCGCCACGGCAUUGCUUCAGUGGGGGGCGCUGCGCUCACACUGACCGGGGCCGGCUUUGUCUUCCCCACGGUGAACACCUCCUUGGUGGGCUGCAUCUUCGGGCGUCACUUCUUCUCACCAGGGGUCGUGGACAGCAGCAGCUCUAUGAGAUGCCGGGCGCCGGCGCUGAGCAGUAUCUUCCCCGAUGCGGUUCCCCCGGCAGACGUGACCAUCGACUUAACCUUCGACGGCGGACAGACGAGGACGGAUUUGAACAACAUCUACAGUUACCUGCAAGACUUCGAGUUCAUCUCCGUGCUGCCCACCGGGGGCCUUUUCAGCACCCAAACACUGGCUUCCAUCAGCGGCCGCAACUUCAAGCGCACACCCAACAUCUUCCUCAAGUUUGGCGAGGUCAAGGUGUCCGCCGCCGCCACCACGGACACGCUGCGUGCCGUGGCGCCCUUGCAGCCAGAGCCAGGCACGUACCCCAUCUACUACUCGGUGGAUGACCAGACCUUUGUGGACACUGGCCUGGUUUGGAUCGCCUCGGCUACCUCCCUGGUCACAGCCAUCAUCCCGGAUCGUGGCUUCCGGGUGGGCGGCACCAACGUGACCAUCGUGACCAGCGGCCUCUACUGGUUGCCCUCCCUUUCCUGCGUGUUUGGAUACGCGCCGGUCUCCACAGUGGAGGUGUACAACCCGGACGAUCCCGCCAACCCCCGUCUCACAUGCCUUACGCCGCCCUGUGAGCAGGCCAUGUACCUUGACGGCGUCGGGCCGAACAGCUCUGUGGAUUGUUUCGGCUUCGUCACGGUGCAAAUGACCUUCAACGGUCAGAACUUUUUCGGCAACCUCACCUAUGAGUAUGUGAAGAUGCCACAGGUCAGGUAUGCCAGCCCCUUCCCUGCCAGCGGCUGGAGCAACGAUCUCACCAUCGCCCUGUUCGGCGAGAACUUCCAAGAGCCGAUGUGGUGCCGAUGGUCCGACCUGGGCGAGAGCCCUGCCACGGACGUCACGCCGGGCUUCAUGCGGUGCACGGCCCCGCAGCUGCCAUGGGACCUGCGCCCGGACAACAGGACUGCAGACAGCGUUCUCAGCUACUUCGAGAUUUCCCCCAAUGGUCAGGAUUGGACUCGUUUCAAGCGCGCCUGGCUUUGGUAUAGGGAGCCAGAGGUGUUGUCCAUUGUGCCGAACACCACCUUCCGCACCUUCGCGCCGGAGGGUGACUUCAUUGUCACCGGCAGGUAUUUCCGCCUGCUGCAGCCAGAGCUGGUGGAGUGCGUCUGGCUUUACGACAAGUACCUCCCAGCGGAGCGCAGUCCCGCGGAGCUCUUGGCCCCGGACGUGCUGCGGUGUCGCCCCACGCAGCCGGCGGCGGCCUCCGGGGUCGGCACGGACAAGCUGCAGCCACUGGGGGUGAAUCUGGAAGUGUCCAUGUCCACACAGGUAGACUCUGCCUCCGAGCAGACGGUCUUGGCGGAGGAUCGCAUGUCCUUGUCGGCCUCCUCCUUGGGGAACUUCCCUGGGCCUGCGGUCUUCCCGACCACCUGCUUGGUGACUGGAGGCUGCACCCUCACGCUGCGCGGCAACCUUUGGGCCGAAGAUUUCGUCUAUGGCUCCGGGAAUCGAACAGGUGCAAAGCUCUUUGUGGCCGUUGGGGACCACCUACUGGAAGCCCGCCGCGGCAAGGACUCCAUGUGGGCCACCGUGCGCCUCCCGCCCACGCCCCACAUGGCCGCGGUGCCUCGGGCGGAGCCGCUGCGCCUCACGCGUAACCUGCAGGACUACACGCCCGUGGAGUUCAACAUUGGGUACAACCCCAUUCCCAUGGGCAGCUUUUACCGCCCGGAGCUGCACAACGGAACUUUGCAGCCCUGCCCACAGGGCCACGCGUGCCCCGGGGUAGGCGUGAACCAAUCGGACUUGACGUACCCCGGAGAGGCGCCGAUCCGAUGCUUACCGGGCACCUGGAUGAAUGCCACUGGCUACUUCGAGUGCGAGACCUGCCCCGAGGGGGUCUACUGCCCCAGGUACUCUAUGAUUGAGCCUGAGCACUGCGAGACGGGCUACAUUUGCUGGGCUGGGACCGGCUAUGAUGCCAACCUGGCACUUUGCCCGGCUGGAAAGCUUUGCGUCAAGCCUGCCUACGGGAAGACGGUGUCUACGAGUUCUUCACGCUUCCCCUUCGCGCGACGUUUGGAGGAGGAGCGAAGGUUGCGCUUGUCAGCGCUGCCAGCCACAGAGAUCAUGGACUGCCCGGCAGGCUACUUCUGCCCUCCGGGCUCGGUGGCAGAGCGCGACCCCUUCACGGGGGAACUGAUCUUCGUCUCGCCCAUGACUUGCACCCGCCUGGGCAUCGUGUGCAGCGAGGGCUCCUUUAAUCCGCUGUCGGUGGACGUGGUGGCGGGGCCUGGGGAGUACGUUGCUCCGGACAACAGCGGCGUUUUGCCCUGUCCCGUGGGGAUGUCCUGCCCCGGAGGCCCUGGCUUCCUGCUCCCGCAGCCCUGCCCGCCGGGGCAGUACCAACUCAGCUCCGGAGCGCCCGACUGUUCCACCUGCACUGCCGGCACUAUUUGCACGGGCUUCGGCAGUGCGCUGCCAACACUCUGUCCUGCUGGCCGUGUUUGCGCCCACCCGGGCAGGGAGAUUCCGUCGUACCUGUGCCCGGCAGGCUCAUACUGCCCCCCGGGGGUGAUCACACUGAACACCUUGGCCGGGAUCUCGGACAACGGGCCCGUGGUGUGCCCGCCGGGGUACUACUGUAUGGCGGGCACCGCCUCAGCCAUCGUGGACCCAACCAGCAUGGACACGGCCAAGCAGUGCACCCAGGGCACCUUCUGCGUUGCCAACACCACCACGGCAGGCGGUACCGACAACUGCCCGCCUCGAUGGUAUUGCCCUGCAGGGGUGAGCUCUCCCCAACCCACACCGCCCGGGCACUACGUGGGCAAAUCCGGAAGCAUUUACCCAAGCAAGUGCAGACCCGGGACCUAUGCGGCGAACUGGCUGAUGGUGGCCUGCGACCCUUGCCCCGCGGGCACGGAGUGCCCGCUGGACGGCACCGUGGUGCCCACGGUGUGCCGCCCCGGGUCCUACCGCGAGGCCACAGUUGCAGGGGCGGACCCCACGAAGAACGUCAUGUGCACGCCCUGCCCACAGGGUACCUGGUCCGCGCAGGGGGGCCUCACCUCUGUGCUGGACUGCAAGAACUGCAAUGAGCGGUAUGUUUGCCCCAUGGAGGGCACGGUGCGCUUCGCCACGGUGGACCAGCCCUGCGCAGCGGACGCCCUCCCAACGGACAUCUGCUACGAGAACUCCCAAGGCUGGGAUUGUCCGCAGGGCUACGGCUGCGGACCAGCCACCACGUCCUUCACGCAGUACGACUACUACUGCGAGGCUGGCUUUUGGUGCAAGGUGCGGACCAUCCCUUCGGAGACUCGGAACCUGGUCUGCCCCGCAGGCUACUACUGCAAGAGGGAGACGGGCGAGUCCGGCGGGAGCGGCCGCAAAGCCUUCCGCUGCCCCAGCAACCACUUCUGCCCCGAGGGAACUGCAGCUCAAGAUGUUCGCAUUGACAACCAGCUGCUCAUUGUCCUGCAUAACGUGCAGUCCUUGGUGGAGAUUGUGACCUUGCCCGACAUGACUCGCGGCUCCAUGUGCCGCAUCUGCUCCGACGAGCAGCCGCCCGGCGUCUUCGACCUGGCCCGAUGCCGCCCCUGUGGCAAGAUCGUGCCUCUCUCCUUCUUCGAAAACUUGGCCGCCCGGCGCCUCGACGAGCUGGAGAAUCACUAUGUCGCGCUUCCCGAGAACUACAGCAACACGUCCAAGGGCAUGCAGGUGUGGAUUCUGGCGAACCACACUGAAGAGCCGGUGGACUUGCCGCUGGAUGCAGCGAGCCCUGAGCUUCUGGCUCGUGCGCUGCAGCAGCUGGAGGAGAUUCAGCUAAGGCAACAGACGCCAGACUACGAGGCGAUGGUGGCAGCGUCUUUGGGGGACUAUGAGCCGCCAGUGGUGGUGGGAUACUUCGCAGGCAACGGCACCACGAAUCACACGCCCAGCGAUCCACGACAGCUUCAGGCAGCUGCGACCGUGACCAACUCGUCCAACUCUUCAAAUGUCACCAGAGAGGUCGUCUACCAUUGCGCGCCAGACAUCCACACAGAGGAUUUGACACCCUGGAUGAAGAGCUCGGGGUUGCCGUGCUACUCGGCAGUGGAGGAUUGGAAGGGAAACCUCAAGUGCCCUCGUGGCACCAUCUCCACGAUCGGGUCGGAGUCACCAGAGGAUUGCAUCCAGCAGGGCUUGCUGAUUGCUGUGACGAAUAUCUACAAAUGCUAUCCACCUCGGCCCUGCAACACAGAGUUCCCGGAGGACUACGUGUGCCAGGAAUCAGAAGUCCUGUGUGGCAUCAGCGAGCCCCUGGAGCUGUAUGCUUCGGACAAAACCUACAAGAAGUCCUUCGUGUGGGGGGAGCCCAUCGACCCCACCGACCCCGACUCCAAGACCGUCCAGUUCUUCGGCUUCGAUCCCUUCGUGGAUGAGGAUUUGACGCGGAAGCCUUUCCACAACUUCGAGCUGCAGCCCAUGGACCUGGCCGUGCUGGACCUGGCCUUCGAUCAGAUCUCCCCCACCACCCUGGUCAACGCAGGCGAAGCAGGCCACUUCAACAUCCACAUCCACUCUACGCUCCUCGAUCCGAACAACGCCGAGGAGAUUGACAGAGGUCAUUUGCUGCCACCCUUCUUCUGGCGUCCAAUCAAUACGGAUCUCCACGUCAAGACGCAAUUGAAGAUUCUGGCUCUGGAGAGGUUCAACAUGAGCGUGCAACUGGACCUUCUGCAUGGCGGCCAUGUGCAGAACCUGGACACCUUCAAUCAGGUUUUGGACAUCCACCGCUUCUCGCCCACCCGCGCCAUUUGGGGCACCCGGUACUUCUUCUGCUCGGUGAUCUCCAAGGAGCGGCUGCUGAACGGUGCCUAUGAGCUGCCCUACAACAUGCCUCCGGGCUUGGCGGGCCAACUAGGUAAUCCGGGCUUCGCCAUCGCCCUCACCAAGUUAGGCGGAAACCUGGAGAAUCAGCCGCAGACAGUGCAAUACGACGGGGCGCUGGCCUUGGCGGAGACGGACAAAGGCGGCCAGGCCUUCUGGCAGUCGCAGGGCAUUGAUACCGUGCCAAUGCCGUGGCUGCCCUUCUUCUCUAACUGCGUUGGGUUUGACUCCUUCAUCGUCUUGUGGGAUCUCUUCGAGUCCCCUGGUGAGUUGCGAGACGGAUGUGAGCUGGUGCCCCGCGACGAUGUGAAGAUCGUGCCGCCGUUGAUUGUAGACUUGGCCACGCUUGAGCCCCGCCUUUUCCCGGUGGCGGACCAGUGCGAGAUCAUCACCAAGUGCCACUUCGAGGAGAAUAUGGAGGAAGGCGCCUACGCGUCGACUCUGUGGUGGGAGCUAGAGGAAGACGUGGACUUGUUCUACAUCACCACCUAUCCCAUUCUCUAUUCGGAGUACAAAGAAGGUGAUGCCUUCUUCGCCUCAAAGGUGGGUACCGAGCAGCUCACUGCUGUGGGAUUGCAGAGCGACGAGCGGAACAAUGGCCGCAUCCCGCGACGCGUCUACUUCGAAAUGCAGUACUUCCAGCGCUCUCUAGAUGACAAGAAGCUUGUGGCGGUUUCUAUGCAGCUCUCUGAGUUCGACGACGAUGACACAGACACCGUCUACUACCUCAUGCUGAAGUUUGAAGCGCUUGGCUGGCAAGACCUCAUGAACGAGUUCCAGUUGCCGCUUGGUCUAUGCCAUCCUGUACUGCCUGAUUGGCUUGGGAGCUGUGGGUGCCACUUUGGUGGCCUGGGCUGGUAUCCGCCUGAAGGUCCGCAAGGCCACAGCUCCACCCUUCCGGCUGGUCGAAUGCUACGAGUUCAUGUUCUGGUGGCCGGUGCAGGGGGUGUCCUUCGCCACACUGCCUGUGGUGUUUGCGUGCGCGAUGAUCAAACUGCUGCUCAACCCGCAGUUCAACUUCACGGGUGGCAUUCCCUGCAAAUACUCCGAGCUUGCCUCCGCUCAGACGGAUGA
Effrenium voratum is the source of this 9318-nucleotide messenger RNA. NCBI's taxonomy places the organism in Eukaryota, Dinophyceae, Suessiales, Symbiodiniaceae. The record is from the annotation of a GenBank genome assembly.